CCAUCUUCCUGGGCUCGUUCCGUAUGCCCUAUGAGGAGAUCAAGAACGUCAUCCUGGAGAUCAACGAGAAGCUGCUCUCUGAGUCCAUGGUGCAGGUACAGACCAGAUUGUCUGUCUGUCUGUCUGUGUCUGAGCAUGCGUUAGAAAGUCAUUAUUUUCUAUAUAUGUGUGUAAGGUAAUGCAAAUGUAUGUUUUGUUUAGUCAAAUGUUGUGUUCAUCCUGUAUGUAAAUAAAUGUUCUCUCUGUGUGUGUAGAAUCUGAUCAAGCAGUUGCCGGAACAGGAGACGCUGAAUGUUCUGGGGGAGAUGAAGGAGGAGUAUGAAGACCUGGCGGAGGCCGAGCAGUUUGGAGUAGUGGUGAGAACACACACACACACACUAUUGUGUGACCUAACUACUGACAGCUGGGGAGAACCACAUGGCUGACUGGAAAAUGAAGCAUAAACAAAGCUCUGAUUGGCCUGAAUAAACUUCAGCAUUAAACCCUAUUGCGCCUACUCAAACACUACCAGGAAUAGGAUCCUGCCCAUCCCACUUUAAAGGAAACAUAAGCACUAAAACGAUGCUUCACAAACCAUCUAUAACGCACCCCUUGUGUGUGUGUCAUGGUCUCCCCUCUCCCCCCUCUGUCCCCCCUCUCCCCCCUCUGUCUCCUCUCUCUCCCCUCUGUCUCCUCUCUCUCCCCUCUUUGUUCCCUCUCCCCUCUUUGUCCCCUCUCCCCUCUUUUUCCCCUCUCCCCCCUCUUUUUCCCCCCCCGCCCCCCCCCCCCUCUUUUCCCCUCUCCCCCUCUUUCCCCCCCCUCUCCCCCCCCGGGGUUUUUCCCCCUUUCCCCCUCGCCCCCCCCCUCUUUUGCCCCUCCCCCUUCCCCCUCUCCCCUCUCUUCCCCUCUCCCCUUCUUCCCCUCUCCCCUCCCCUGUCCCCCCUUCCCCCCCUCUUUUCCCUCUCCCCCCUCUUUCCCCUCUCCCCUCUCUUUCCCCCCCCCUCUCUUCCCCCCUCCCCCCCCCCUCUUUCCCCUCUCCCCUCUUCCCCUCUUUUCCCCCUCCCUCCGCCCCUCUCCCCCUUUUCCCCUCUCCCCCUCUCUUCCCCUCUCCUCCCCCCCCCCUCUGUCACCUCUUCCCCUCUCUUCCCCUUCCCCCUCUCUGUCCCCUUUCCCCCUCCGUCCCCCUCCCCCUCUUGUCCCCUCUCCCCUCUCUGUCCCCUCUCCCCUCUCUGUCCCCUCUCCCCCCUCUGUCCCCUCCCCCUCUUUCCCCUCUCCCCUCUCGUCCCCCCCCCCUUCCCCCUCCCCCUCUCGUCCCUCUCCCCCUUCCUCUGUCCCCUCUCCCCCCUUUUCCCCUCUCCCCCCCUUUUGUCCCCCCCUUCCCCCCUCUUUCCCCCCUCCCCCUCUUCCCCUCCUCCCCCUCUUCCCCUCUUUCCCCCCCGUCCCCUCUUCCCCUCCCCCUUCCCCUCUCCCCCUCUGUCCCCCCCCCUUCCCCCUCUUUUCCCCCCUCCCCUCCCCCCUCUUCCCCCCCCCCCCCCCUUUCCCCUCUCCCCCCUCCCCCUCUCCCCUCCUGUCCCCUUUUCCCCUCUCCCCCCCCUUUUCCCCUUCCCCCUCCCCUUGUCCCCCCCCCCCCUCCUGCCCCCCUUUUUCCCCCCCUCUCCCCCUCCCCUUGUUCUCCUCCCCCGUCCCCCCCCCCUCGUCCCCUCCCCCCCUCUUUUCCCCCCUGGGCCCCCCCCCCCUUGUCCCCUUCCCCUUUGUUUUUUGCCCCCCUCCCCCCUUCCCCCCUCCCCCUUUUUCCCUCUUUUUUCCCCUUCCCCUUUUUUCCCUCUUCUCCCCUUUUUUGGGCUUUCUUUCCCCUCUUUCCCCUUCUUUCCCCCGCCCCCCCCCCGUUCCCCCCCUUUUUUCCCCUCCCCCCCUCUUUCCCCCCCCUCCUUUUCCCCCGGCCCCCCCCACCUUUUUUCAGUUUUCCCCCGUCCCCCCCUUCGCCCCUUUUAAAACCCCCUUCUCCCACCCCCAGGUCACGGGGGAAAACCUGCCCCGAGGCCCCUUUUUUUGGGGAUUUUGGGGGGUCCCAAAAGGGGGGGGGGGGGGGGGGGGGGGGGGGGGGGGGGGGGGGGGGGGGGAAAAAAAAAAAAAAAAAAAAAAAAAAAAAAAAAAAAAAAAAAAAAAAAACCCUUUUUUGGGGCCCCCAAAAGGACCCAAAAGGGGAGGGAAACCUUCCCUUUCCCCUUUCAAAAACCCCCCCCCGGGGACCCUCUCCCCCCUCCAGAUGUCGACGGUGAAGCGUCUGAAGCCUCGGCUGACGGCCAUCUUGUUCCGGCUGCAGUUUGAGGAGCAGCUGAACAACAUCAAGCCAGACGUGGUGUCUGUGACGGCGGCCUGCGAGGAGCUGAGGAAGAGCAGCACCUUCUCCCAGCUGCUGCAGAUCAUCCUGCUGGUGGGUAACUACAUGAACGCUGGCUCCCGCAACGCCAAGGCCUUCGGAUUCAGCAUCAGCUACCUCUGCAAGGUGAGAUAUAUACACACACACACACGUCAUGGCUCUACAGAGCUACCAUUGUACUCGCGUAUGCGCCUAAAUAUGUUGAUUGUUGCAAUGAUUACUUCACUGUACCGCGGCCCCUGAGUGCCAUGGAGAAUACACUGAGCGCUGAUUCAUGGCCGUCAUGCUUGCACCAUUACCACAAAGAAAUGUGUCAACUUAGGCACACAUGCUCCUUGUAAAAACGGUCCGCGUAAAGUGCUGCAUGUACAUAACCACGGUUUUAAAAAGGGGUGGCAAUAAGGGGUAUACUUUAGAAUCUGCCCUCUGUCCAAUCAGCUGCGGGACACCAAGACAGCUGACCUGAAGCAGACUCUCCUGCACUUCCUGGCUGAUGUGUGUCAGGAGCAGUACCCCGACGUCCUGACGUUCCCCGACGAGCUCAUUCACGUAGAGAAGGCCAGCCGAGGUAACCAUGGACUACACCUAACAACACCUACCCUCAGUACUCUCACACAGUUUCCUUUCCUUGUUUCCUCUCCUCAUCCUGUUUCCUUUCAUGAUACACUGCCCUGUCUCCUCUAACCCCUGUCCCAGUGUCAGCGGAGACCCUGCAGAAGAACCUGGAGCAGAUGGGCUGUGCGCUGAAGACUCUGGACAAAGACCUGGAGACCUUCCCUCCUCCACAGAGUGAUAGGGACAUGUUUGUAGAGAAAAUGACUAUAUCCUUUACUACUGCAAAUCACUGUCAAUCAAACUUCAUUCAAUCAUUUUAACCUCCUCCUAGUCCAAUCAAACUUAAUGUAAAGGGACGUUUCAAAGGAGCUCCACACAUCUUACGAUUUACGAUGGCGACAGGAAACAUCCUCUGAUGUAAUUUCCUGUAAGCCUUUCCAUGCUGAAUGUGUGUGACUGUUUAUGAAUGUGUGUUUGAGAGUGUAUGAAUGAGUGUGUAUGCUUAUGUGUGUUGGGCAUGGUGUGUAUAUCUCUGUGUUGGGCGUGGUGUGUAUAUCUCUGUUGGGCAUGGUGUGUAUAUCUCUGUUGGGCAUGGUGUGUAUAUCUCUGUUGGGCAUGGUGUGUAUAUCUCUGUUGGGCAUGGUGUGUAUAUCUCUGUUGGGCAUGGUGUGUAUAUCUCUGUGUUGGGGUGGUGUGUAUAUCUCUGGGUGGUGGGUAUAUCUCUGUGUUGGGCGUGGUGUGUAUAUCUCUGUGUUGGGGGUGGUGGGUAUAUCUCUGUGUUGGGCAUGGUGUGUAUAUCUCUGUGUUGGGGGUGGUGUGUAUAUCUCUGUGUUGGGGGGUGGUGUGUAUAUCUCUGUGUUGGGGGUGGUGUGUAUAUCUCUGUGUUGGGGGUGGUGUGUAUAUCUCUGUGUUGGGGGUGGUGUGUAUAUCUCUGGGUGGUAGGUAUAUCUCUGUGUGGGUGUGGUUGGGUGGGGUGGGUGUGUGUUUGGUGUGGUUUUGGUGUGGUGGUUUUGUGGUGGGGGGUGUUUGGUUGAUAUCUCUGUGUUGGGGGUGGUGUGUAUAUCUCUGGGUGGUAGGUAUAUCUCUGUGUGGUGGGGUGGUGUGUGUAUCUCUGUGUGUUGGGGUGGCGUGUAUAUCGCUGUGUUGGGCGUGGUGUGUAUAUCUCUGGGUGGUAGGUAUAUCUCUGUGUGUUGGGGUGGUGUGUGUAUCUCUGUGUGUUGGGGUGGUGUGUAUAUCUCUGUGUUGGGGGUGGUGUGUGUAUCUCUGUGUGUUGGGGUGGUGUGUAUAUCUCUGGGUGGUAGGUAUAUCUCUGUGUGGUGGGGUGGUGUGUGUAUCUCUGUGUGUUGGGGUGGUGUGUGUAUCUCUGUGUGUUGGGGUGGUGUGUAUAUCGCUGUGUUGGGGGUGGUGUGUAUAUCUCUGUGUUGCCAGGCUGUGUAUUUCUUAACUACGUUCCUCACAGCUUUGUGGCCAGUGCCAGAGAGCAACAUGAGAAGUUGGACAUGAUGCAUAAGAACAUGGAGAAGCAGUACUCUGACCUGGGGGAAUACUUUGUGUUCGACCCUCGCAAGAUUUCUGUCGAAGAGUUCUUCGGUGACCUCAACAACUUCAAGAACAUGUUCCAGGUGAGUUUGAGCGUUGGCAAAUGGCAGGUAGUGUCAGUUAGUAUUAGUAUCAGGUAGUAUCAGUUAGUAUUAGUAUCAGGUAGUACCAGAUAUAUCAUUUAGUAUUAGUAACAGGUAGUAGCAUGUAGUACCAGGUAUAUCAUUUAGUAUCAGGUAAUACCAGGAAGUGUCAGUUAGUAUUAGUACCAGGUAGUGUCAGAUAGUACCAGUUAGUAUUAGUAUCAGGUAGUACCAGUUAGUAUUAGUAUCAGUUAGUAUUAGUAUCAGGUAGUAUCAGUUACUAUUAGUGUCAGGUAGUAUCAGUUAGUACAAUGUAGCUCAGUUAGUAUUAGUGUCAGGGAGUACCAGGUAGUUCAGUUAGUACAAGGUAGUUCAGUUAGUACAAGGUAGUUCAGUUAGUAUCAGGUAGUUCAGUUAGUAUCAGGUAGUAUCAGUUAGUUCAGUUAGUAUCAGGUAGUUCAGGUAGUAUCAGAUAGUUCAGUUACUAUCAGGUAGUUCAGUUAGUAUCAGGUAGUUCAGUUAGUAUCCGGUAGUUCAGUUAGUAUCAGGUAGUAUCAGUUAGUAUCAGUUAGUUCCAUUUAGUAUCAGGUAGUUCAGUUAGUAUCAGGUAGUAUCAGGUAGUAUCAGUUAGUAUCAGGUAGUUCAGUUAGUAUCAGUUAGUAUCAGUUAGUAUCAGGUAGUUCAGUUAGUAUCAUUUACAUUACAUUUUACAUUUUAUUCAUUUAGCAGACGCUCUUAUCCAGAGAGACUUACAGGAGCAAUUAGUGUUAAGUGCCUUGCUCAAGGGCACAUCGACAGUCGGCUCGGGGAUUAGAACCAGCGACCUUUCGGUUACUUACACAACGCUCUUAACCACUAGUAUCAGGUAGUUCAGUUAGUAUCAGGUAGUUCAGUUAGUAUCAGGCCGAGGCAGUUCUAUUGUGUUUCUUCCAUUUGCGAAUAAUCGCACCAACUGUUGUCACCUUCUCACCAAGCUGCUUGGCGAUGGUCUUGUAGCCCAUUCCAGCCUUGUGUAGGUCUACAAUCUUGUCCCUGACAUCCUUGGAGAGCUCUUUGGUCUUGGCCAUGGUGGAGAGUUUGGAAUCUGAUUCAUUGAUUGCUUCUGUUCCCUUUAAGAGUGUGCUCCUAAUCUCAGCUGGUUACCUGUAUAAAAGACACCUGGGAGCCAGAAAUCUUUCUGAUUGAGAGGGGGUCAAAUACUUAUUUCCCUCAUUAAAAUGCAAAUGUUAUUCUGUCUCUCACUGUUCAAAUAAACCUACCAUUAAAAUUAUAGACUGAUCAUUUCUUUGUCAGUGGGCAAACGUACAAAAUCAGCAGGGGAUCAAAUACUUUUUUCCCUCACUGUAGUAUCAGGUUGUUCAGUUAGUAUCAGGUAGUAUCAGGUAGUUCAGUUAGUAUCAGGUAGUAUCAGGUAGUUCAUUUAGUAUCAGGUUGUUCCGUUAGUAUCAGGUAGAUCAGUUAGUAUCAGGUAGUUCAGGUUGUUCAGUUAGUAUCAGGUAGUUAAGUUACUAUCAGGUAGUUCAGUUAGUAUCAGGUAGUUCAGUUAGUAUCAGGUAGUUCAGGUUGUUCAGUUAGUAUCAGGUAGUUCAGGUUGUUCAGUUAGUAUCAGGUAGUUCAGUUAGUAUCAGGUAGUUCAGGUUGUUCAGUUAGUAUCAGGUAGUUCAGUUAGUAUCAGGUAGUAUCAGGUAGUUCAGGUUGUUCAGUUAGUAUCAGGUAGUUAAGUUACUAUCAGGUAGUUAAGUUACUAUCAGGUAGUUCAGUUAGUAUCAGGUAGUUCAGGUUGUUCAGUUAGUAUCAGGUAGUUCAUUUAGUAUCAGGUUGUUCCGUUAGUAUCAGGUAGAUCAGGUAGUUCAGGUUGUUCAGUUAGUAUCAGGUAGUUCAGUUAGUAUCAGGUAGUUCAGUUAGUAUCAGUAGUUUCAGGUUGUUCAGUUAGUAUCAGGUAGUUCAGUUUAGUAGUCAGGUAGGUUUAAGUUACUAUCAGGUAGUUCAGUUAGUAUCAGGUAGUUCAGGUUGUUCAGUUAGUAUCAAAGGUAAGUUAGUCAGUUAGUAUCAGAGGUAGUUCAGUUAGUAUCAGGUAGUUAGUUAUCAUCAGGUUAGUUCAGUUAGUAUCAGGUAGGGUUCAGGUUGUUCAGUUAGUAUCAGGUAGUUGCAGUUAGUAUCAGGUAGUUCAGGGGUUGUGUCAGUUAGUAUCAGGUAGUUAAGUUACUAUCAGAGUAGUUUCAGUUAGUAUCAGGUAGUUCAGUUAGUAUCAGGUAGUUCAGGUUGUUCAGUUAGUAUCAGGUAGUUCAGGUUGUUCAGUUAGUUUCAGGUUGUUCAGUUAGUAUCAGGUAGUUCAGGUUGUUCAGUUAGUAUCAGGUUGUUCAGUUAGUAUCAGGUAGUUCAGGUUGUUCAGUUAGUUUCAGGUUGUUCAGUUAGUAUCAGGUUAGUUCAGGUAGUUCAGUUAGUAGUAUCAGUGUAGUAGUUCAGGUUGUGUGUCAGUGUUAGGUAUCAGUAGUAGUUCAGUUAGUAGUCAGGUAGUUCAGUGGUAGUUCAGUUAGUAUCAGGUAGUUCAGUUAUAGUUAUCAGGUAGUUCAGGUUGUAUCAGGUAGGUAUCAGUUAGUAUCAGGUAGUUCAUGUUGUUCAGUUAGUAUCAGGUUGUUCAGUUAGUAUCAGGUAGUUCAGUUAGUAUCAGGUGUUCAGGUUUUGUUCAGGUUUUGUUCAGUUUAGUAGUUCAGUUAGUAGUCAGGUAGUUCAGUUAGUUCAGUUAGUAUCAGGUAGUUCAGGUGUUCAGUUAGUAUCAGUUAGUAUCAGGUUAGUUCAGUUAUUCGUAGUUCAGUUAGUAUCAGGUAGGUUCAGUUAGUAUCAGUAGUAUCAGGUUAGUUCAGUUAGUUCAGUGUCAGUCAGGUAGUUCAGUUAGUAUCAGUAGUCUUUCAGUUGUUCAGGUAGUAUCAGUUAGUAGCAGCAGGUGUAGGUUCAGUUAGUAUCAGGUAGUUAGUUAGUAUAGUGUUUCAGGUAUGUUCAGUUAGUAUCAGGGUAGUUCAGUUAGUAUCAGGUAGUUCAGUUUAGUAUCAGUAGUUCAGGUGUGUAAGUUAGUAGUAGUUAGUUAGUAUCAGUGUUAGUUAGUAUUCAGUUAGUAUCAGGUAGUUCAGUUAGUAUCAGGUAGUAUCAGGUUAGUUCAGUGUUAGUUAGUUAGUAUCAGGUAGUUAGUUAGUAUCAGGUAGUUAGUUAGUAUCAGUUAGUAUCAGGUAGUUCAGUUAGUAUCAGUUAGUAGUCAGGUAGUUCAGGUUAGUUCAGAGUUAGUUAUCGUAGUUAGUAUUCAGUGUAGUUCAGUUAGUAUCAGGUUAGUUCAGUUAGUAUCAGAUAGUUUCAGGUUGUUCAGUUAGUAUUUCAGUUUAGUAUACAGGUAGUUCAGUUAGUUCAGGUAGUUCAGUUAGUAUCAGGUAGUUUCAGUUAGUAUCAGGUAUCAGGUAGUUAGGUUGUUCAGUUAGUAUCAGUGGUUAGUUUCAUGUUAGUUAAUCAGGUUUAGUAGUUCAGGUUGUUUAGUAUAUCAGGUAGCAGUAUCAGUUAGUUAGUUAUUAGUUAGUUUCAGGUAGUUUCAAGUUAGUAUCAGGUAGUUCAGUUGUUCAGUAUCAGUUAGUAUCAGGUUCAGUGUUGUUCAGUUUAGUAUCAGUUUAGUUAUCAGGUAGUUCAGGUGUUCAGUUUCAGUUUAGUAUAUCAGGUAGUUCAGUAGUAUCAGUAGUGUAUAUGUUCAGUUAGGUAUCAGUUAGUAGCAGGUAGUUCAGUAGUAUCAAGGUGUAAGGUUCAGUUUAGUGUUCAGUUGUUAGUUUCAGUUAGUAUCAGGUGUAUGUUCAGGUUAGGUUAUCAGGUUAGUUUUUCAGUGUAGUAUCAGGUUAGUUCAGGUUGUUCAGUUAGUAUCAGGUGUAGUUAGUAUCAGGUUUGUUCAGUUAGUGUUCAGUUAGUUCAGUUCAGUAUCGUAGUUAGUAUAUCAGGUAGCAUUAUAUAGAGUUCAGGUAUUCAGUAGUAUCAGGUGUUCAGUUAGUAUCGUAGUCAGGUAGUUCAGUUAGUAUCAGGUAGUUAACUGUUAGUAUCAGGUAGUUCAGUAGUUCGAGUCGUUAGUUCAGUUAGUAUCAGUUAGUAUCAGUUAGUAUCAGUUAGUUCGAGGUGUUCAGUUAGUAUCAGGUAGUAUUAGUUAGUUUCAGGUUGUUCAGUUAGUAUCAGGUAUGUCAGUUAGUAUCAGGUUGUUCAGUUAGUUUCAGGUAGUUCAGUUAGUAUCAGGUAGUUCAGUUAGUAUCAGGUAGUUCAGGUAGUUCAGUUAGUAUCCGGUAGUUCAGUUAGUAUCAGGUAGUUCAGUAGUAUAGGUAUCAGGUGUUCAGUUAGUAUCAGGUAGUUCAGUUAGUAUCAGGUAGUUAGUUCAGGUAGUUCAGUUAGUAUCAGGUAGUUCAGUUAGUAUCAGGUAGUUCAGUUAGUAUCAGGUAGUUUCAGGUAGUUCAGUUAGUAUCAGGUAGUUCAGUUAGUAUCAGGUAGUUCAGUUAGUAUCAGGUAGUUCAGGUUAGUAUCAGUUUCAGGGUUUAGUUUAGGUAGUUCAGUAGUAUCAGGUAGUUCAGUAGUAUCAGGUAGUUCAGUUAGUAUCAGGUAGUUCAGUAGUAUCAGGUAGUUCAGUUAGUAUCAGUAGUAUCAGGUAGUUCAGGUGUUCAGUUGUUCAGGUAGUUCAGGUUAGUAUCAGAGUUCAGUGUACAGUAGUUAGUAGUAUCAGGUAGUUAGUUAGUAUCAGUUUCAGUAUAGUACAGUUGUUCAGUUAGUAUCAGGUGUUCAGUUAGUACAGGUGUUAGUUAAGUAUCAGAGUGUUCAGGAUAGUAUGUAUAGGUAGUUCUAUUAGUAUCAGGUAGUGUUCAGUGUCGUAGUUAGGUAGUUCAGUUAUGUUAGUGUUAGUAGUAUCAGUUCAUUAGUUCAGUGUUACAGUAUCUUCGUAGUGUAAUCAGUAGUAGUAGAUCAGUGUCGUAGUCGGUAGUUCGUUGUACAGGUGUUCGUGAUCGUAGUCAGUGUCAGGUUUCAGUUGUAUCAGGUAGUUCAGUUAGUAUCAGGUUGUUCAGUUAGUAUCAGGUAGUUCAGGUAGUUCAGUUAGUAUCAGGUAGUUCAGUUAGUAUCAGGUAGUUAAGUUAGUAUCAGGUAGUUAAGUUAGUAUCAGGUAGUUAAGUUAGUAUCAGGUAGUUAAGUUAGUAUCAGGUAGUUAAGUUAGUAUCAGGUAGUUAAGUUAGUAUCAGGUAGUUCAGUAGUAUCAGGUAGUUAAGUUAGUAUCAGGUAGUUAAGUUAGUAUCAGGUAGUUAAGUUAGUAUCAGGUAGUUAAGUUAGUAUCAGGUAGUAUCAGGUAGUUCAGGUAGUUCAGUUAGUAUCAGGUAGUUCAGGUAGUUCAGAUAGUAUCAGGUAGUUCAGUUAGUAUCAGGUAGUUCAGUUAGUAUCAGGUAGUAUCAGUUAGUAUCAGGUUGUUCAGUUAGUAUCAGGUUGUUCAGUUAGUAUCAGGUAGUAUCAGUUAGUAUCAGGUUGUUCAGUUAGUAUCAGGUAGUUCAGUUAGUAUCAGGUAGUAUCAGUUAGUAUCAGGUAGUAUCAGUUAGUAUCAGGUAGUUCAGUUAGUAUCAGGUAGUUCAGUUAGUAUCAGGUAGUAUCAGGUAGUUCAGUUAGUAUCCGGUAGUUCAGUUAGUAUCAGGUAGUUCAGUUAGUAUCAGGUAGUUCAGGUUGUUCAGUUAGUAUCAGGUAGUUCAGUUAGUAUCAGGUAGUUCAGUUAGUAUCAGUUAGUAUCAGUUCCGUCUGAGCCUACACAAACAGAGAGGAGGAAGGGAGAGAAGGGAACACAAGGGAGACUAGAGGAGAGGUUUACCCCCUGAGGCCUUCCACCUGUUGCUAGUGUUGACCUAGUGUUGACCUAGUGUUCAUAAUGGCAGAUGUGGUGUUUUUAUCUCAUUUGAACCGUUUAACUGUGACUGUGGUUUAUUAAGAAAAUACAUUGAUCCUACAUAUCCUGGCUUGUUUGGCUAGUUGUCUUGUUUUGCUGGUUGUCUUGUUUUGCUGGUUAUCUUGGCAGACGGCCAACUAUUGUUUCAGUCACACACACACACACUUUCUUGUACACACACACACACACACUCACUCACAAACACACACAUGCACACAUCCACUCACACACUGAUGUCCCUGUCUCUCUGUCCGUGUCCCGUCAGCAAGCGGUGAAGGAGAAUGCAAAGAGGAGGGAGUCGGAGGAGAAGAUGAAGAGAGCCAAGCUGGCCAAGGAGAAGGCUGACAGGGAGAAGGAGGAGAAACAGAAGAGAAGCCAACAACUGGACCUCAACGCAGGUCAGAGUGUCUGUGGGAGAGGAGUGGGUCAAUGUGUGUGUGUGUGGAUGGAAGGCUGUUUUGUGAAC
Molecule: messenger RNA, 10928 nt
Organism: Coregonus sp. 'balchen'
Lineage: Eukaryota; Metazoa; Chordata; Actinopteri; Salmoniformes; Salmonidae
Source: the annotation of a GenBank genome assembly